Halteromyces radiatus is the source of this 841-nucleotide messenger RNA. RefSeq lists its product as uncharacterized. Bases 39 to 764 code for a protein of 241 amino acids. Gene Ontology annotation, molecular function: protein binding. The record is from RefSeq and is a predicted model, not a curated record. Lineage: Eukaryota; Fungi; Mucoromycota; Mucoromycetes; Mucorales; Cunninghamellaceae. The transcript is spliced from 6 exons.
UUUAUUUUCAAAUCUUUCUUAACAACUCAUACACGAAAAUGGCGGGCUUCACUUCGUUUUCCUUAACAAAUCCUAUUGUAUUAACUGUAUCUAUUUUGGCCGCUAUUGGAUGGUUUAUUCUUUUCGUAGGCGGCUGUGUUGCUGCUUUCCAUGGCAUUACAUGGUGGAUUAUCAUUUAUAAUCUUUUUGUUGUUGUUCUAGUCUUUAUUGGCACUGGAUUAUCUACUUUAGCUAACUAUACAAAUAUGAUCAUGAUUUUGUUGACUAUUAGUAUUGUUUAUUUGACUUAUCUUAUCCCUAUCUUAUUGUCUGCUGAACCCGUUGGUGCUAGAGCUGCUUCUGGAGGUGCAGUCAUCUUGAUUAUCUGUGAGUUUAUUUGGAUCUUCUUAUUUGGUUCAUCUGAAGAAUCUUGGGUACAUCAAACAACUCAUCGUUAUAAUGAUGCUGGUCCUAUCAUCGCCACCCCUGCUAUUAUUCAACGUCAAUUGAAUCGUACUGGAGCUGCUGGUACUAGUGGAGCGGCCAAAACACGUAACAGUCCACUUCCUCAAUUCACUACUGAAAAGGAUUUAGCUGAAAGUUCUGCCAAUGUUACUCAAGCUACUGCAUUACACAAUUAUCAAGCAAGUCCUGAUGAUCCUAAUGAACUCUCCUUUGAAAAGAAUGAAGUCUUAGAUAUUUUGGAUCGUAAAGGAAACUGGUGGCAAGCAAGAAAACAAGACGGUACUACCGGUAUUGUUCCCUCUAAUUAUUUUGAAUCCUAAAAUAUGCAUGUUUCCUUACUUAGUCAUUCCAGUUGAUGUUAUACUUUUCUACAUAAUAUUAAUAAAAAAGAAUUCAC